Molecule: messenger RNA, 1536 nt
Organism: Xiphias gladius (swordfish)
Lineage: Eukaryota; Metazoa; Chordata; Actinopteri; Istiophoriformes; Xiphiidae
Exons: 7
Coding region: 108-1256 (382 amino acids)
Biological process (GO): protein transport
Cellular component (GO): plasma membrane; cytoplasm
Source: RefSeq, a predicted model, not a curated record
AUUCCUCUUCUGGAUUACGGCACACACCCAUCGAGGAAGUCAGCGGCAGUCUCUGCCGUCCGUGUUUUCAGGGGCCACUCCGCCUCGGUCUGCGUGCGCUCCGCGCCAUGUCGACCACCGUGAGGAGCCUCAAGGUCACCUGUAACCCUGCUAACGAGAGAAACGCGUUUACCAGUGGCGACUGGGUGUGCGGUCAGGUCACCCUGGAAGUGGCCAAAGACUGCCAGAUCGAGUCGCUGCUAGUGAAGUUCAAGGGGAAAGCCGAAGUCAUGUGGACCGAGAGGCACGGCAAAACCACUGUCGUUUACCACUCCAAGGACAAAUACUUCAGCCUCAAACAUGACUUUAUCCGAGACAAGAAUCUCAGAGGAGAUGACAGCCAAACACUGCUGACAACCCAGCACGGAGAAACGUACAGCAGUGUUGUUGCCCCAGGAAGCCAUGUUUACCCAUUCACUUUUCAGAUCCCUUCCCAGGAUAUGCCUUCCUCCUUCAGUGGUUCAUGCGGUAAAAUUGUGUACAUGCUGGAGGUCAAGCUGAGCAGAUCAAUGAGGAUUGCCAAGAAAGAUUCGACCAAGAUCAACUUUGUGUCAAAGGUGGACCUCGACAGUGUCCCUGGGCUAAUGACACCACAGCAUGAGUCUAAGGAUAAGAAAUUGAAAGUUUUCACCUCGGGAACAGUAGCCAUAGAUGCACAUAUUGAAAAAACAGGUUUCUUGCAAGGAGAAGGAUUAAAGGUUCUGGCCCACAUUCAGAACAACUCCUCUCGUGCAAUCAAGCCCAAGUACUGUGUGUACAGAAAGAACAGCUUCUUUGCAAAAGGGAAGAGAAAACUCUUUACUACAGACCUCUUCAAAGAGGUGGGAGAACCCAUCCCUCCUUCUGCUAAUGAAAAAGUCACAAGGGUCAUCACCAUCCCCCAUGAUCUGGAGCCCUCCAUCCUCAACUGCAACAUCAUCAAAGCAGAGUACAGACUCAGGGUCUACCUCGAUGUCAAAUAUGCAUCAGACCCAGAGAUCAAAUUUCCCAUAAUCAUCCUGGGGGCCUCUCAGGUUCCUGCUGUGGCACCACCACCCACUGCGGCUGCUGCUGCUGCUGGCUUUGGAUUUGAACCAUUUGGGAACCCAAACCCACCACCCUGGGGCAUUGCAACACCACAACCACCACCAGCACCCCAACCUUUUGAUCCCCCUCCUCCAUAUGGGGCACAUGCGAUGUACCCCCCUUUGAUGGAUUUUGGCGACAAAUAUCAGUGAUGGGACUGUGAAGAUACUUUGACAUUUCAAGGACAUGAGAUAAAGUAUAUCUGUCAUGAAUGUUGUUUUUUUUUUUAAAUGAUGUUCCAUAACUGUUAUGUUAAAUGUUAUGAUGUUUUGUAUAAUAUUAUGUAUGUUACAUAUGUUAUAACUGUUAAACCAUACACACAUUGUAGAAAAACGGUAGUACAGUGGCUCUUUUUUUUCUUUUUUUAUGUAUUUGUAUGUUUUUUGGUUACAGCUACGAUAUAUUUACUGCAGUUACAUAAUUCAAAUAGAA